AUGUGCGGUGACGGCACGAAUGAUGUUGGCGCUCUCAAGCAGGCUCACAUAGGUGUCGCUCUGCUCAACCAACAACCAAACCAGCAACCUAAACAACAACAACUAACUGCAACAAAACCCGCCACUCCCAAAAAUUCAUUUGCCAAAGGACUCCAGGACAACGCCGCUGAAGACGAGGUCCCAAUUGUUCAUCUCGGUGAUGCUAGUAUCGCUGCCCCCUUCACGGCGAAAAUGUCCUCGGCUAUCGGAGUUUGUCACAUUAUUCGUCAGGGCCGGUGUACGCUGGUGACAACACUGCAGAUGUUCAAAAUCCUCGCCAUCAACGCCCUCAUCUCCGCUUAUAGCCUCUCAGUACUCUUCCUCAAGGGCUUUAAGAUCUCUGACUCCCAGGCUACCAUCCAGGCCCUACUCAUGACUGGCUGUUUUCUUUUCAUUUCUCGCUCAAAGGUGAGACCUUUGUUUACACGGCUCUCUAUCGUCGUGGCAGUAGCGGAGACUUGCUUAUGA
Messenger RNA from Dibothriocephalus latus, 507 nucleotides. The record is from the annotation of a GenBank genome assembly. Lineage: Eukaryota; Metazoa; Platyhelminthes; Cestoda; Diphyllobothriidea; Diphyllobothriidae.